This is a messenger RNA of Paramecium pentaurelia, 259 nucleotides long. The record is from the annotation of a GenBank genome assembly. Lineage: Eukaryota; Ciliophora; Oligohymenophorea; Peniculida; Parameciidae.
AUGAAUUCAAUAUAAUCAUAUAAAGGUAAAUUAUAUAUCAAAUGAAGUUAUUUUAGUAGGGGAUAGCAAAGUUGGGAAGACAAGCUUCUUUAUUAGAAUAAUUAAGAAUGUUGCACCAAGACAACCUUAAUCAACAAUUGGAGUUGAGUAUGCUUCAAAGUAGAUUGUUUUGAAGGACUCAAUAAUUAAUCUGAAAAUUUGGGAUACAGGUAUAAUAUUUUUGAUUUAGCUGGAUCUGAGAAAUAUAAGUCCUUGACUU